This is a messenger RNA of Cydia amplana, 3579 nucleotides long. It is a transcript of the gene SK, whose product is annotated as small conductance calcium-activated potassium channel protein. The transcript is spliced from 18 exons. Gene Ontology annotation, molecular function: small conductance calcium-activated potassium channel activity; calmodulin binding. Bases 740 to 3343 code for a protein of 867 amino acids. Lineage: Eukaryota; Metazoa; Arthropoda; Insecta; Lepidoptera; Tortricidae. Gene Ontology annotation, cellular component: neuronal cell body; neuron projection; plasma membrane. Gene Ontology annotation, biological process: potassium ion transmembrane transport. The record is from RefSeq and is a predicted model, not a curated record.
AAAAGGUUUCAUAUGUUCAGUCGGUCCGCGAUCGUGCGGCGGGGCGGACGUAUGCUAAAGCCGCCCGGAGUUACCGCGAAAUAUUUGAAACAUUGCCGCGUUUGUGGAUGUGUAAAUAUUUUUGAACUUAUCUAAGCCAACAUAAGCGAGUGCUAUUAAAACUAUAACUUUAUGAGUAUCAGUCCAGACAUCAAUAAACCGAUAAUCGAUUGCACUGUAAUUAAAUUUUGUUAUUAUCCUCACAGACGUUUUAUAAUUAGUGAAUGUGUAAGACGGAUGUGUGUUUGUGUGUUUUACUUUUAUCAACUAUGUAGGUAGAAUACUAUACCUUUCAACCUAUUAGCCAAAAACUUUAGAAGUUAUUUAUCUAUACCUAUAACUAAGUGAACCAAUGUAGAUAUAAACCCGUCGGUCCAAACUAAGUGACUUAAAAACACUAAUAUCAAAACUAUAUCAACCAAUUACGUACCUAUUCAUAUCUAGAACCCAAAUAUCUAAAGAACUGUAAAUAUAUUUUCGGGAGUGAAAAUCGAUUCUGGUGUGCGGACCAAACUUUGGCUUGAUGUAAUUAUAUCUUAUUAGUGUAAAUAGUGUAGACUAUGACUAGUGACUAGUGAAAAUUUUGUGAUUAUUUGUGAAAUUUAUUAUCUGUAUAGCAAUAUUUACGCCUCGGCAACUUAAUUCAAGUUUCAAGCGUUAAGCGGCCUCAACGAAAUUUUAUCGAUUUCAACUAGACAACAUGUCGGUUCCGACAACCGACAGCACUGAAGCCAUCACAAACUCCGGCUACGGUAGCAGCGAUGAGACGGCCAGCUUAUUGGUAUCCGGCCCCUCCGUCACUGUCAUCGUCCCCUCGGAGAACAGAUCCGCCAAACCCGUACUACAGCGGCAAGACUGCACCACCCAUCUACGACCACAACUGUCCGGCGGUCCCGGCAGCGAGGAGUCAGGAACAUCCAUAAGAAUGGAAGAAGGAGCCGCUAGAAGCGUGCCAGACAUAGAACUUCAAUGUAGGGACCAAGUGUCAGACCGCCCGCAGACACUGGUGUCUCCCAUAGCAACCUGCUCGCAUAGGGGGUCAGUGACCGCCUGCCAGUUAGUGCCACACAUGUACGCUAGAUGUCGCGUUUGCGAGCGGAGACAAUCUACAGCGCCUAUGUCGGCGCUGCAGCUAGCGCGAUCUGUGUCGCGAGAAAGCGUUCGCUCAGGGCUGCACUACCCUUGCGGUUGCAACACGCUUCACGCUGUCAGCACUUGUCCGGUUAUACACCCGCCAGCCUUAUUGAUACCAGCAACAAGUACUAGAAUCAUUCGGCAGAGCUCUCAGCCUGAGUCUAGCGCAUGCGCGGCGCAUUGUCCUCACCACGCCCACCACCACCCGAGCGCCUCGCUGCGGCAGCUAAGAGAACCCGGUGACGGCAUAGCGGGCAUCGCAGCCGACUCCCUCCGAAUUAAUGGAGGGAUGCGACCCUUCAAACAGGGCCUGCUACUAUGUCCGCAAACCUUGUCGCAGACUCGACGGGCGCGCUUGCGACGCGCGUUCACUGAAGCGACCGGCGACACAGUUACCUACGUCAGAACGGCCUGUACAGUAACUCGGGAUCAAACAGCACAGCUGCGAAAGCCGGUGUCGACGCUCUCGAUCCCCGGCGCGAUGAAGGCUUACUCCGGCGGGCGGGACGCGUCCACAGAGGAGGCUGGGGUGGCGCUCGUUGGCGUACACAGCGAGUACCCUCGCUUCGGCGAGGAGCGGGCGCUCGGCGGCGGCACCUACAAGGGCGGGGGGGCGGCUAAGCACAAACCUAACAUAGGAUAUAGAUUAGGUAGGCGAAAGGCGUUAUUCGAAAAGCGAAAACGAAUAAGUGACUACGCACUAGUGAUGGGGAUGUUCGGUAUUAUAAUUAUGGUUAUAGAAAAUGAACUCUCAAGUGCCGGUGUUUAUACAAAGGCAUCAAUAUAUUCGCAGGCGUUAAAGACGCUUAUAUCAAUGUCAACUGUGAUCUUACUUGGCCUAAUCGUCGCGUAUCACGCUUUAGAAGUACAGUUAUUUAUGAUAGACAACUGCGCUGACGACUGGCGGAUAGCAAUGACGUGGCAGCGGAUAGCGCAGAUUGCACUCGAACUCGCCAUUUGUGCCGUCCACCCGAUCCCGGGCCAGUACACCUUCACGUGGACUACGAAACUAGCCAACAAAGGCGGCGUUAUAGGCGUUGAAGUUUUUCCUAAAAUUGGUACCUACGUACCGUACGACGUCACACUGUCGCUGCCUAUGUUCUUUCGGCUAUAUCUAAUAUGCAGGGUUAUGCUUCUUCAUAGUAAAUUAUUUACGGAUGCUUCGUCGCGAAGUAUAGGAGCCUUAAACAGAAUUAAUUUUAACACAAGGUUUGUCUUGAAGACACUUAUGACCAUUUGCCCCGGAACGGUGUUACUAGUUUUUAUGGUUUCCCUUUGGAUAAUUGCAAGCUGGACUUUAAGACAAUGUGAAAGGUUUCACGAUGAAGAACACGCUAAUCUACUGAAUGCAAUGUGGCUUAUUGCAAUUACGUUUCUCUCCGUCGGUUUUGGUGACAUUGUGCCAAACACGUAUUGCGGCAGAGGUAUUGCUGUUAGCACCGGCAUUAUGGGGGCUGGCUGUACAGCAUUAUUAGUGACCGUUGCUUCAAGAAAGUUAGAGUUAACUAGAGCGGAGAAACAUGUGCAUAACUUCAUGAUGGAAACGCAACUAACAAAAAAGUUAAAAAAUGCAGCAGCCAACGUGCUACGAGAAACGUGGUUAAUAUAUAAACACACAAGACUAGUCAAAAGAGUUCAUCCGGGGCGAGUCCGAACUCACCAGAGGAAGUUCUUGUUAGCCAUAUAUGCAUUACGAAAAGUUAAAAUGGAUCAAAGAAAGUUAAUGGAUAAUGCCAACACGAUAACAGACAUGGCAAAGGACCCCUUUCUUUUGCAGACCCAAAAUACUGUUUACGAAAUAGUAUCCGAUAUGAGCACAAGACAAGAUAGUAUAGAAGAGAGAUUAACCAGCUUAGAAGAAAAACUUACCGCCUUACAGGAACAAGUAAACAGCCUACCAGAUGUGGUGGCCAGGUGCUUGCAGCAGUGCUGGGAGCGGGCAGAGUCUCGCAAAAACUACCUGCAUCCAGACACUGCUGCGGCACCUACCCCACCCGCUAGCGCCAUAACCCCUCACGCCCGAACAUUAACGACAGCAUCACAUCCCUGGCCACCGAGCCCAAUCCUGCCGGGAGUCAGGACCCAUUCAGCCCCGGAGAGCACCGUGGCGCACUCCCCAGCGCCGACCAGCCCAGCGACUCACGGAGCCCGGCCUCCGCUACCCAGCUGAGUACCGCCUUCCAACUCCGAACUGUUGUGCUGAACUCGUCAAAACUCGGCGCCCCUCCUCUGACCCCCCUUAAUAUAACUACGACCAGAUGAUGGCGAAAGAAACAUAUCGUGGACCUCGAAAAUAGGAUAACUUUCAGUAUUGUGCUGCUCUUUUGGUGCUAAAUUAUCUUUUUAACCCAGAUCUCAGAUACCAGCACUUAACCAUGUUUACUACUUAGUGAUCUGAAUUGUAUC